Molecule: messenger RNA, 252 nt
Organism: Penicillium coprophilum
Lineage: Eukaryota; Fungi; Ascomycota; Eurotiomycetes; Eurotiales; Aspergillaceae
Exons: 1
Coding region: 1-252 (83 amino acids)
Source: RefSeq, a predicted model, not a curated record
AUGAUUGACUGGAUGGAUGACUGGAUGAUUGACUGGAUGAUUGACUGGAUGGAUGGAUGGAUGACUGGAUGGAUGAUUGACUGGAUGAUUGACUGGAUGGAUGGAUGGAUGACUGGAUGGAUGAUUGACUGGAUGAUUGACUGGAUGGAUGGAUGGAUGACUGGAUGGAUGAUUGACUGGAUGAUUGACUGGAUGGAUGGAUGGAUGACUGGAUGGAUGAUUGACUGGAUGAUUGACUGGAUGGAUGGAUGA